Aspergillus campestris IBT 28561 is the source of this 955-nucleotide messenger RNA. RefSeq lists its product as uncharacterized. Bases 202 to 795 code for a protein of 197 amino acids. Lineage: Eukaryota; Fungi; Ascomycota; Eurotiomycetes; Eurotiales; Aspergillaceae. The record is from RefSeq and is a predicted model, not a curated record. The transcript is spliced from 2 exons.
CUAUAUUGAAGACACCGGACAUGUCAUAUCAUGUUGGGUGAUGCAGGUUAUGCUAAAUUCAGACUAAUGCCAACCAGGAUGCUUCUAGUCCACGUCAUUAAACCGUAUUCAGAGUUACUGGGCAGCUUUCCCGUUUUUAUCGUUAAGAAAUAGUGUCUCCUCCAUAUCUCAAACAGGAGAACGUCCGGAUAUCAGAGGAUCAUGAUACUGGAGCCGAUAUCGUUAGGGUCCCUGCUAGUAAAAAGCCAAGCAGAGUCAGGCCCAAUCAACGACUUCAGAAUAUCGGGGGAUCCAAGACAUUCGAACUCCACAUUUCAAGUCAGCUGGUUAGGGAUUCACUGUUUUCUCAAUGGUCUUCUAAGACAUUCCAGUGUAGGUGAGGGGUUCUGGGAGAGGCCAAUUCAGAGACAUGGCUGCCACAGUGGUCUGAUACCAAAGUUAGCAACGUCUCGGUUCUUUGUCCCCGGAUCGGCAUCUCCAGUUGCGUUUGGAUUGAAUUUACUUUGGAUCUUCUACUUUUUUCUUUUCUUUUCAGCUGAUUUGUUGGGAAAAUGGAGGAAUACGCUUGCAAAUGCAGUCCAAUCUCAUCCCACGAGUCAUGGCUUUGGCUCAGAUCGCUCAAUCUCAAUGCGACAGUAUGAAACUAGCUGCUCCCAAGAUGCGGGUCAAAUCUACAUGACGCCGUGGCCGGAAGUCGCAGGGUCCGUUUGGACUGGCUCUGGAGCUUCAUGGAUAGCGUCGCCACCCCAGCCUCGCUUUCCUGCCCCAAGACAGUUAAGUCAAAGUCGCUAUUAACAGCUAGGGAGAGACUAAGUCGUACCAUGUUCCGUGUACAACAACUGUGGUCAGGUUGAACUGAAAUAAAAACGGACUCUGCACCACAUAUAAGUCACCACGGUCAUCCCCAUUCACCUCUUCCCCUCCCACUUGCUUUGCUUUUCUUUCCGACUGGAAU